Molecule: messenger RNA, 1001 nt
Organism: Zingiber officinale
Lineage: Eukaryota; Viridiplantae; Streptophyta; Magnoliopsida; Zingiberales; Zingiberaceae
Product: bifunctional purine biosynthesis protein PurH-like
Exons: 7
Coding region: 116-835 (239 amino acids)
Biological process (GO): 'de novo' IMP biosynthetic process
Cellular component (GO): cytosol
Molecular function (GO): IMP cyclohydrolase activity; phosphoribosylaminoimidazolecarboxamide formyltransferase activity
Source: RefSeq, a predicted model, not a curated record
GCUAGCACGCCAAGUGAGGGACCAUCUUUUCGCUACGAUCUGCUAUCACGGUCAUCGGCGAUUGUUUCCCCUGCCUUGCAUCGGCGAUCCUGGAUCAACAUUCAAUCCUGGUAGAAUGUUUUCUCUUUGCCAUACUUUGGGAGUAGGUACUACCCCAACCACCUUAGCUUUACGUCAAUUCACGAAUUCUCGCCGUCAUAGGCUCGUAUGUGGAAUUCCCUCUCUUCCGUUGUUCUCCAAGUGCCCACCGGUCCAAACGGUCACACACUUUAAUGCACGACUGGCAACGAAAGCCUCUUUGUCUUCUUUGUCUUUGUCCCAUGGAAAGCAAAAGCAAGCAGUGAUUGUAUUGUCAUGUAUGCCAGAUAUGCGAGAUUUAGCUUUCCUUGGACAUGAACUCCAAAAUUUAGGGUAUACUAUAUUCUCUGCUGGUGGAACAGCUGACGCUUUAGAAGAAGCUGGUAUAAUGGUUACUAAAGUUAAAGCGAUUUCCCAUUUCGUAGCAAUGCUCGAUAGAAAUCAUCGAGAUCACAUGGAAGCUUUGCCAAGUCAUGACGAUGGUAUAUUGGAAAUAGUGGCGGUGAACUUGGACUAUAGCGAUGAUGGAUCUCCAAACGUCGACCUUAUAGACUUCGAUGCUGAAGCCUUGUUAAAAGCUGCAGCUCUGAAUCGUAAAGAUGUCUUGGCUGUCGUUAGCCCUCGUGACUAUCCAGCAGUGAUAGAGUUUUUAAAAAGAAAACAAGAUGAUCAGAAUUUUCGUGAAAAGUUAGCUUCGAAGGCUUUGCACCAUAUAUAUGAUAACAGUGUCUGGUUGAUGAGCCGAAAGAAGGAAUAGCCUCGUGGAUUUCUUACCUUCUCACACGGUACAGGUGGAUUUGCAAAUUGAUUUGCUUUCUGGAGUCAAAAACUCUUAUACUUGUCCACUAUGUUACAAGUUGAUUUGUAAAUAGAUUUACUUUCUGGAGCCACAAACUUUUAUAAUACUUGUGGAGAUUCCUAAA